AGUGCUGUAUGAAUGUUAGCUAUUAUUAUUAUCACUGCCUAGAGGGAGACUUCAGCUUCUCCCCCCCCACACACACAGUGGAGCCUCCUUGUCACCCUUCAUAUAUCCCCUUAGUCAGUCCAGUGGGCCGGGUGGGUGGAUUAGCCAUGAUUUCCUAUUAUCUUUACCUGUUACUGCCCUCAUUAGUAGAAAUGAUUGAGAAAUGACCAACAGGUCCCCUUGUAAACAUCAAGUCGAUAUUGAUGUUAUGAAACUUUUAAAUAUGCUGUUUUAUUUGUAAAACACCUAAAUUGGCACUUGCUGAGUUAUUAAAUACAUAACCUAGUGCUACAAAAACUAGAAUGAAACGUUCUUAGAAAAGGACAGAUAUUUACUUGAAGUGAUUCCUUAUAGUCUGUUCUUUUGCUAUUGCAUGCUUUGAUAAUGUCUUGGCCCCAUCACCAAUUAAAUAAAUAGCUUUAGGGAAGGACCUGACCUAGUAUAGUUUGCCUGACCAGACACAAGGAGUAUAUGAAAGAGACUUUUUGUUUUUUGUUCCUUUCAGUAUGGCACCAAGAGACACUUUUGUAAAGAUGUGGAAGGGAGUAUAGUAAAAUAUCAUCCGCUGUCUUAUGAAUUAAUAACAAUCUUGAAAAGAUGCCAAAGCUGCAAGGAUUUGAGUUCUGGAGACAUACUUUGCAAGGGGCACAUUAUGUAGUUGCCCCCAUGGUAGAUCAAAGUGAACUGGCUUGGAGACUAUUGAGCCGUCGCCAUGGAGCUCAGUUGUGCUACACACCUAUGUUACAUGCUCAGGUGUUUGUUCGAGAUGCCAACUAUCGAAAGGAGAAUCUGUACUGCGAUGUGUGUCCUGAGGAUCGCCCCCUUAUUGUACAGUUCUGUGCCAAUGAUCCAGAGGUGUUUGUCAAGGCUGCUCUCCUGGCUCAAGAUUAUUGCGAUGCCAUAGAUCUGAAUUUGGGCUGUCCUCAAAUGAUCGCCAAGAGAGGUCAUUAUGGAGCCUUCUUACAAGAAGAGUGGGAUCUGCUCCAGAGAAUGAUUCUGUUGGCACAUGAGAAACUCUCUGUUCCUGUCACCUGCAAAAUCCGUGUCUUCCCAGAAAUUGACAAGACUGUGAAAUAUGCUCAGUUGCUGGAGAAAGCUGGCUGCCAGUUAUUAACUGUUCAUGGACGUACCAAGGAACAGAAGGGUCCACUAUCUGGAACUGCAUCCUGGGAACACAUAAAGGCCGUGCGGAAGGCAGUGAACAUCCCUGUAUUUGCAAAUGGAAACAUCCAGUACCUCCAUGAUGUAGAAAAGUGCAUUCAGGAAACAGGGGUGCAUGGGGUAAUGAGUGCAGAGGGUAACCUACACAAUCCAGCCUUGUUUGAGGGCCGAAACCCACUGGUGUGGGAGAUGGCCGAGGAAUACCUGGAGAUUGUUCAGCAGUACCCCUGCCCCCUGUCCUACGUUCGGGCUCACCUCUUCAAGCUGUGGCAUCACACGCUACAGAUACAUCAACAACUUAGGGAAGAACUGGCUAAAGUGAAGACCUUGGAAGGGAUUGCUGGUGUUAGCAGAGAGCUGAAGCUACGUUGUCAGGAGGAAAUGGCCAAUCAGAAGGAAGGAGAGAAGCCCAAGGGAGGAUUGCCUUUCUUUCAUUGGAUCUGUCAACCGUAUGUCCGACCUGGGCCUAAAGAGGUGAGCAAGGAGAAUGGCAGCACUGAUCGCAGCACACCGGGAAAGCGAGCCUUGGAGGAAGAGGAGGAUGGCAGUUCGGACUUUCUCUCGAAGAACAAGCAGAAAAAGAAACUGAGGAACCCAAACAAAAACUUUGACCCUUCCUUGAAACCGAAAUAUGCAAAGUGUGACCAGUGUGGAAACCCAAAGGGCAAUAAAUGUGUUUUUAACCUGUGCCGGGGCUGCUGCAAGAAAAGAGCUUUCAAAGAAACUGCAGAUUGUCCGGGUCAUGGAUUGCUUUUUAAAACCAAAUCAGAGAAGUCCCUUGCAUGGAAGGGUGGCCAGCCCAGCUUGCAGGAACCGCAGUCCAGGGAUCCAGGAGUGAAGGAACCUGGUGGAUUCCCAGAAGUUAUGGGUAGUGUAGGAUGAAGGGCCAGCCGGAACCCAGUACAUCCCCUCCUCCCAUUCCUGGGCCUCUGUACCAGUGCCACUGCCUUGAUAAUGGUAUCAGGGCUGCUGCUGCUGCUGAAUUCAAGAUAAGUCUUAUUUAAAUCAACACCUUUACUCAGGGAAAUCUCCUGUUAUUUUAACACAGAAGGAAAUGCUGUAUGGUCCUCUCACUACAGGGCCCAAAUUGGGGCCUCUAGUAAUGCUGCAUUGGAGAGCAGGUUCCCAGGCUGGACCUGCCUGCCCACUGUCCUCAUUAACCCCUCUGUGUUUUAAAAACUGAAAAAAUAAAUAAUCAUUUUACAUCAUA
Messenger RNA from Trichosurus vulpecula (common brushtail), 2410 nucleotides. It is a transcript of the gene DUS1L, whose product is annotated as dihydrouridine synthase 1 like. Gene Ontology annotation, molecular function: flavin adenine dinucleotide binding; tRNA dihydrouridine synthase activity. Lineage: Eukaryota; Metazoa; Chordata; Mammalia; Diprotodontia; Phalangeridae. The transcript is spliced from 14 exons. Gene Ontology annotation, biological process: tRNA processing. The coding region runs from base 637 to 2082 and encodes 481 amino acids. The record is from RefSeq and is a predicted model, not a curated record.